UAUUAUGUUCAUAGCAGUUUUAUGUUAUGUUAAAUAACAUAGCGUGAUUCUCUAACAUAAUUUAAUCACUAUUUGUUUGGGUUUGAGGCCAGACAGACAGAUCCAUUAAAUUUUAACAAAGGACCAAGUUCCAGGACAUUCAUCCCGAGGUCAACAAGCGGCAACGCCAGCCAGACGGUCAAGUGAAAGUUUUUUGCUAGUCGUAUUUUAAGAGCAGUUGCGGCCAGACAUGAACAAGCGCAACAACAUUCGGCUGCCGCCAGAGGUGAAUCGGCUGCUAUAUGUACGCAAUUUACCAUAUAAAAUAACAUCUGACGAAAUGUACGAUAUUUUCGGAAAAUUUGGUGCCAUUCGUCAAAUACGCGUUGGCAACACGCCGGAGACAAGGGGCACCGCGUUUGUGGUCUACGAAGACAUUUUCGAUGCUAAAAACGCAUGCGACCAUUUAUCCGGCUUUAAUGUGUGCAAUCGCUACCUCGUCGUUCUCUAUUACCAGUCCAACAAGGCCUUCAAGCGCGUGGAUGUGGACAAAAAACAGGAGGAGCUCAACAACAUAAAAUCCAAGUACAAUUUAAAAACUCCGGAGGCACCUUAGAAGCUGUUGAGCUGCAAAAUUGCGGGGCUGAUAGUCGCCAGUUCAUAUGGUUCAUUGAACUUUUCACACAUACCACCUAUGUGUAAAAGCAAGCCAAUUUUAUAAAAUUUUAACAAUGCUCAAAACUGCGUAACAAUUUGUAUUUUUAUACAAUAAUUUUUGCUACCUAUUUGUCGAGUUUUAAAAUAAUUUCCAUCAUUUUCGUAACAACAUUAAACAUCAUCACCAAUCAUCACCAUGAAUCAUGCCAAUGUUUGGCACUUCAAGACACUUAAUCCGCUUGAAGUUCGAACAAUUGGCAAUCAUAAAACACAUUAAAACAACUCUCAUCAAUAUAACAAGCAAGUAAAAGUAAAAAUAAAAAAAAAAUUGUAAAA
Messenger RNA from Drosophila montana, 972 nucleotides. RefSeq names its product splicing factor 3b subunit 6 (gene Sf3b6). Lineage: Eukaryota; Metazoa; Arthropoda; Insecta; Diptera; Drosophilidae. The coding region runs from base 230 to 595 and encodes 121 amino acids. The transcript has 3 exons. Gene Ontology annotation, cellular component: cytoplasm; chloroplast; nucleus. The record is from RefSeq and is a predicted model, not a curated record. Gene Ontology annotation, molecular function: mRNA binding.